GCGUGGCUGGGCGCGGGAGCGGCUCUGCCGGGACUCGAAGAAACGCGAGGUGUCCUCCCAGCCUGCUUUUCUACAAGAUGUUGGGGUUUUUGCAGCGCCCUGUGGUGGUGACGGCUGACAUCAACUUGAACAUCGUGGCUCUGACUGCGGUGGGGUUGCUGAGCCGACUGUGGCGACUGGCCUAUCCAAGGGCUGUGGUUUUUGAUGAAGUAUACUAUGGGCAGUACAUCUCUUUCUACAUGAAGCGGAUCUUCUUUUUGGAUGGCAGUGGACCGCCGUUUGGCCACAUGCUGCUGGCCUUGGGAGGUUAUUUAGGAGGAUUCGAUGGUAACUUUUUGUGGAACAGAAUUGGAGCAGAAUACAGCAGCAACGUGCCUGUGUGGUCUUUGCGCCUGCUGCCAGCCCUCGCAGGGGCCCUGUCGGUCCCCAUGGCCUACCAGAUUUUGUGGGAGCUCCGCUUUUCUCAUUGUGCCGCCAUGGGAGCUGCUCUGCUGAUGCUUAUUGAGAAUGCUCUGAUCACUCAGUCAAGGCUAAUGCUUUUGGAAUCAGUGUUGAUAUUUUUUAACCUCUUGGCCGUGCUGUCCUACCUGAAGUUCUCCAACUGCCAGAAACACAGGCCCUUCUCUCCGAGCUGGUGGUUCUGGCUGGUGCUGACGGGCGUGGCCUGCUCCUGUGCGGUUGGCAUCAAAUACAUGGGUGUUUUCACGUACUUGCUUGUGCUCGGAGUGGCUGCCGUCCACGCCUGGCACCUGAUAGGAGACCAGACUUUGUCAAAUGUCUGUGUGCUCUGUCACCUGCUCGCCCGGGCAGUAGCUCUGUUGGUCAUCCCGGUCAUCAUGUACUUGCUCUUCUUCUACGUCCACUUGGUUCUGCUCUGCCGCUCUGGGCCCCACGACCAGAUCAUGUCCAGUGCUUUCCAAGCCAGCUUGGAGGGAGGGCUGGCUCGCAUCACGCAGGGCCAGCCCCUGGAGGUGGCCUACGGCUCCCAGGUCACCCUGAGGAACGUCUUUGGCAAACCUGUGCCCUGCUGGCUUCAUUCCCACCAGAACACCUACCCCAUGAUAUACGAGAAUGGCCGCGGCAGCUCCCACCAGCAGCAGGUGACCUGUUACCCCUUCAAGGAUGUCAAUAACUGGUGGAUUGUGAAGGAUCCCGGGAGGCAUCAGCUGGUGGUAAAUGACCCGCCGAGGCCCGUGCGGCACGGAGACGUCGUGCAGCUGGUGCACGGCAUGACCACCCGCUUCCUGAACACGCACGACGUCGCGGCUCCCCUGAGCCCCCACUCGCAGGAGGUCUCCUGCUACGUCGACUACAACAUCUCCAUGCCCGCCCAGAACCUCUGGAGGCUGGAGAUUGUGAACAGAGAAUCCAGUACGGACGUUUGGAAGACCAUCUUGUCAGAGGUUCGCUUCGUGCAUGUGAACACGUCCGCCAUCUUGAAGCUGAGUGGGGCGCACCUCCCCGACUGGGGCUUUUGGCAGCUGGAGGUCGUCGGGGAGAAGCUGUCCCCGGGCUACCACGAGAGCAUGGUGUGGAACGUGGAGGAGCACCGGUAUGGCAAAAGCCAGGAACAGAAGGAGAGAGAAGUGGAGCUGCACUCACCUACUCAGAUGGACCUCAGCAGAAACCUGAGCUUCAUGGCCAGAUUCUCGGAGCUGCAGUGGAGGAUGCUGACGGUGAGAAGUGACGACUCAGAACACAAGUACAGCUCCACGCCACUCGACUGGGUCACCCUGGACACCAACAUCGCCUACUGGCUGCACCCCACGACCAGCGCUCAGAUCCACCUGCUUGGGAACAUCGUGAUCUGGGCUUCGGCCAGCCUCGCCACGGUGGUGUACACUCUGCUCCUCUUCUGGUACCUGCUCAGACGCCGGAGGAAUAUCUGUGACCUCCCUGAGGAUUCCUGGCUGCGCUGGGUGCUGGCCGGGGCCCUGUGUGCCGGUGGCUGGGCCGUGAACUACCUCCCCUUCUUCAUGAUGGAGAAGACGCUCUUCCUCUACCACUACUUGCCUGCGCUCACCUUCCAGAUCCUCCUGCUGCCUGUGGUGCUGCAGCACGUCAGCGACCACCUGUGCAGGUCCCAGCUCCAGAGGAGCCUCUUCCGCGCCCUGGUGGUGGCGUGGUACUCCUGCGCCUGGCACGUGUCUAACACGCUGUGCCCACUAACCUACGGGGACAAGUCGCUCUCACCCAGUGAACUCAGGGCGCUUCGCUGGAAGGACAGCUGGGACAUCUUGAUCCGAAAACACUAACAGGACAUAGACACGGUGAAGGGGGUGGGGGCUGGGGUCAGGACACGUAGACUCGUCCUUUAUGAAUACGUUUACGUCUGACAAGCAGAGUGGCUCUAAGCUUGGUGGAGACUGGCCAGGCUCGGCAAGGAUUCUCUUCUGGUUUCAUUCUUGAAACAGCCCUCAGAUAAGCACCUCACCUCCAGCAGUUUAUUUCUUGUGUGCAAUGAAGAACACGCCCUCUGUGUCCACUUGCUCCUAAGAGCCCUCUGAACUGGGACACGAGUGCUGAGGGGCUAGUGUGGGACUCUUGAUGGAGAAAGGCAGGAAGGGAGCUGGCGGCGAUGGGCAAGUUAGGGCUGACCCAGACAAGGCCCCAGUCUCGCCGACAGAUGCGGGUGU
Molecule: messenger RNA, 2636 nt
Organism: Ceratotherium simum simum (southern white rhinoceros)
Lineage: Eukaryota; Metazoa; Chordata; Mammalia; Perissodactyla; Rhinocerotidae
Gene: POMT1
Product: protein O-mannosyltransferase 1
Biological process (GO): protein O-linked glycosylation
Cellular component (GO): membrane
Molecular function (GO): mannosyltransferase activity
Source: RefSeq, a predicted model, not a curated record